Octopus bimaculoides (California two-spot octopus) is the source of this 4805-nucleotide messenger RNA. RefSeq names its product neuronal cell adhesion molecule. Gene Ontology annotation, cellular component: axon; plasma membrane. NCBI's taxonomy places the organism in Eukaryota, Metazoa, Mollusca, Cephalopoda, Octopoda, Octopodidae. The record is from RefSeq and is a predicted model, not a curated record. Gene Ontology annotation, biological process: axon guidance; cell-cell adhesion.
UGUUAUUGAUGUUUACCAGUGGAGUGCCGGCCCAGCGCAGCCAGGAGGGAUUUUACCAAAUUGGAACCGUUUAUCAACGCUGUCGUAGGAGACAUACUAUACAUAGAACUAUUUCUUUUUCUUCAGAAGUGACCACUAGCCAUAACUUGUUCAGGCAGUUCCCAAGAAUUCCUUCCUGAAGAUCAAUCCACACCUCUGUGUCCUGAGUGGUGUGAUUUGAUAGCUGAAAAUUUACAACAAACAUCAUAUUUGAAGAAACCUAAAAACCACAUUCCUGUAAGAGAUGAAGAUUGCAGUACUGCUAGCAACAAACUUCAUAUUUUUGUUGACAGUACAUCAUGUAUCUGCUCAAUGGGAUGUACGAGAAUCACCAGUUAUCAAAGAUACCUUUCCUGACAAAACAUUCUAUGUUAACCAGAAACUUACAACCUUUUGGCAAAUUAACUACCCAUGUGAAGUCAGCAAGGGAAAACCAGAACCUAGAAUAUUCUGGGAGUGGUUCUUGGAUGGUACCUAUCAAGGUAAAAUUGAUUCAAAGACUGGAGAUCGAGUAUUAAACGGCACUCGUCUGUCUCUUAAAAAUAUCAAUCAAAAUGAACGCUACCGAUGUGUUGCUGAGAACAAAUAUGGUACUGCUUUGUCAAAGAAAAUACAUAUUAUCCAGAGUAGAACAGCAGAAUUUGACAUUGAACAGAAAAUUGCAUAUACAAUAGCCAAAACAGCUGGUGAAAAUCUAGUAAUGAAGUGCAGAUUGAUAAAACAAGGGCAGCCAAUUGGUAGUUUUCAUUGGCAAACAAAUGGGAAAAGAAUCAUUGAAAAUAAACGUGUCUACACCAAUGAAGAGGGUAGUUUAAUAUUUACUUAUGUGCAGUUAAGUGAUUUGAAUUCCUACACCUGUUAUAACUACAAUCCAAAUCAGGUCACUACAAAAGCUGGAGGAUGGACAAAUUUAACAGUGAACCCUCUUCUCUCAAAUGCUCUUCCAAAUGAAGCUCCUCUCAAAAAGUUGUACAGUACAAAUUCUGGUUCUAUUGCCAUGUUUGGUACUAAGUUCAUAAUUCAAUGUAUGUAUGGUGGCAUUCCAAUCCCUGAGAUUAUGUGGGAAUCUCCUGUUGCAGUGCCCCGAAAUGAGCCAUAUCACACAUUGGUGAUAAACAAUGUUACAGAGGCUCAUAACGGCUGCUACAAGUGUAUAGCUACGAGUGUUAGGACUGCUGAAACUGAAAUAUGCAUUGAUGUUAGAGGUCCUCCUAUUUGGGUUAUUGAACCCCCCAAUGAAAUUACUGUUACUGAAAAGUCAGAUGUGGUGUUCCAUUGUAAAGCAAGAUCACUGAAGGGAGGAAAGGAAUUGAAUCCGCCUGAAUGGAUGAGAAAUGGAAAGCCCUUAUCUCUACGUCCUGGAGGAAUGAUAAACAGACUAUCAUUGUCUUUGGAUGGUUCUUCUCUCACCUUCUCAGAUGUCAGGAAGAGCACUGAUAUCUGCAACUUCCAGUGCACAUACAAAAAUGACUACGGAGAAAUUUUUGCUGAUAUUUCAUUUAAUGUUAUAUUAAAAACGGAAAUUCUGAUGGCUCCUGAGAACCAGGUGAUUUCCAGAGGAGACGUUGCUGUAUUUCCUAUUGAUUUUAGGGUUGAUCCUUUAGUGAAAGACAAAACAAAACUCAUCUGGAAACUAAAUGGAAAUAUGAUUGAAACUUUUGCUAUUGAAGAUGUCAGGAUCUUGCAAAACUGGACUCUAAUAGUCAACACAUCUGAGAUGGAUGAAGAUCGUUUUAAGAUGUUCCUUGGCAAUUAUUCAAUUACGAUUAACAACAGCAUUGAGGUUGUUAUAAAAUAUGCCAUUUUAAAACAGAAUCCUGCAACAGGUGGAACCACCAUGCAAUCAGCCGGUCUCGAUGCUAAGUGGAUUGCUCUUAUUGUAGCUCUUGUCCUCUUCUUUAUCAUCUUCAUCCUUCUCCUUUGCAUACUCUUCAACAGACAAAGUGGCGAUAACUACUCUGUUGAUAAAAAAGAACGAAAAGCCGGCCAUAACCCUGAAAAAGAACUUGCUGACAGUGGAUUUCAUGAUCUACCCCGCACAGACGAUGACCCUGGCCUUAAGAAACCUGACAACCUAUCUAUCUCUAGCACUGGUAAGAGUAUCGCCAGUGAUACGGACAGCAUGGGAGAGUACAGCGACAACGAUGCCGGCAGCAGAUUCAAUGAGGAUGGCUCUUUCAUUGGCGCUUACCAAAGUCAUGAAUCAAAAGGAAAUGAGUCUAAUGUCUAGAUAAUGCAACAUCAGGCAAUGAUGCUGACCAACACUUCCCUCUCUUGACUAGACCGUAAUGAAAAAUAAAGAAAUAACAAAAGAAACAACCAAUUUCCAUCUGAAAUCUAUUCUUGCUGUCUUUCAGUCUCAACAAAGCGGCGAUGAUGAAACUUUCCGUCAGACUUGUUCAAACAAAAAAAAAAAAGUGAGAGAAAAUUAUAAAACAAAUAAAAACAAAUCAAAUUUAACAAAAAUAUACACACACACAAAAGUGAAAAUAUAAAGAAGAAAAAAUCUUGAGGAAAAAAAAUGGAAAGAAAAAUUAAUUGCUUGGAUUGGGGAAAAAAAUUAUAUCUGAGAUAUAUGGCUAUAUAUAUAUAUAUAUAUAUAUAUAUAUAUAUAUAUAUAUAUAUAUAUAUAUAUUAUAGAUAUAGAUAUAUAUGCAACAUGCAUUUAUUACAUAUAUAUGUAUAUAUACGUGUGUGUGUGUGUAUAUAAUUGAAUAAUAUAUAUAUAUUUAUUAAAUUUGUUAAAAAAAUUAUAUAUACAUAUAUUAUUUCAUAUGCACACAAAAUAUAUAUAUAUAUAUAUAUAUAUAUAUAUAUAUACACACACAUACAAACAUUAUAGAUAUAUAGUGUGUGUGCAUAUAUAUAUAUAUACAUAAUAUAUAUAUAUACACAUAAAUGCAUUAUAUAUGUAUAUGUGUGCAUGUAUGUGUGUGUGUGUGCAUACACACACACAUAACCACAGAAAAGCAAAAUGUUGAUAUUUCUUUCUCAAUUUUCUUUUUGAAAUACCCAAUUCUGUCACUGCAUCUGCUAUUGUAAGUCUCCUGUCACCACCAUCCACACCACCCCCACUGCCACAGCUGCUACUACUACCCCCUCUCCCUUUUUACCAGUUAUUUGAGGAAACCAAAAUAUCCGUCUUUUAGGAGCCUCCCCACUUUUUCUUCUACAAUUUAAUAUAUUGUAAUUAAGAAAAACACUUCUCUCCUAUAUAUUUACAUAGAUCUUUACCCUUGUAUUCUCUUGGUUCAUAGAAAUAUUCAUAUAAAUUAGUUUUUGUCAUUAAGUUGUUGGCCAGACCAACACAAAAUUCAAAGCUUUGGCAGCAAAUGCUUCUAAUUUCCCAAAUUUCUUGUACUAUUUAUGUGAGAUAGCCCUUACUGGUAUUAUUAGCAUAAUGGGUGAAGAUGAUAAAAACUUGAACUCCAUUCUCUGUUAGUUCUGAAGUGUGUGGGUUGGGGGAAGGUUACUCUAGGAUUCUAUUUGCCAAACAAUAGAAUUGGCUGUUUCAUUAACUUCAUUAGGUUUAUUACUGUUUCACUGCAGUAAGAUGUUCAUUGCUGCUUCCUACAGUAAGAAGAGCUGUUCACUGCAAGAAGAGAUGUUUAUUGCUGUUCACUGCAACAAGAAAGAUGUUCAUUGCUGUUCACUACAGUAAGAUGUUUGUCAAUGUCCACUACAGCAAAACUGUUAAUUGCUGUUCACUACAACAGGGGGUGUUCGUUGUUUAAAACAACAGGGAGAUAUGUUCAUUGCUGUUCACUGCAGGAAGAAAUGUUCAUUACUGUUUACAACAGGAAUAAAUGUUCAUUUUUGUUCACUGCAUUAAAAAGAGAUGUUCAUUGCUGUUUGCUGCAGUAAGAAGAGAUGUUCAUUACCAUUCACUGCAACAAACAAUGUUCAUUACUAUCCUCUGCUGCAACAAGAGAUGUUCAUUGGUGUUCACUGCCAUAGCAAAACAUGUUUAAUGCUGUUUACUGUAACAGCAAGAUGCUAUUAUACUACAGUGAAGACAUCCUCCAGUCAUUGCCCGCGUUCUCAAAAUAGUAGAGAGGUGAGAGAUGGGUGAUAAACUGGCUUUUACUGUUUGUUUUUUGUCUUUGGUGUUGGAGUGAAAGCGCUUUCUUUUUAUUUUCCCGGAAAUCCCUGUUCAUUCACUAAGCCCAACAUCCAGCUCAACAGCCCCAAAUUCCCUUGGACUACUGACUAGUUCAGUCAGACAUGAAGGUUUCAUUCCAUGUAUGUAGUGUGAUGAUGCAGUGCAAUGUGGUACGGUAAGGUGUGAUGCAGUGCAGUGGCAGACUUCUUCAUUUAAUGUGUGUAUAUGUGUGUGUCUAUAUAUAUAUAUAUAUAUAUAUAUAUAUAUAUAUAUAUAUAUAUAUAUAUAAUAUAUAUACAUACAUACACACACUCACACUUAUGUGUAUACAUAUGCACACGGGCACACUCAUGCAAACAUACAUACCUACAUACAGACACACAUACACUAUACACAUAUACCUAAACAAGAAAAUGAUUUAGCUAACCUCAGCACAGUCAAUGGCCAGCUUAUACAGUAUGAUGAUGAUGACAAGUGUUAUUGUUAUUAUUACUACUAAUAGUACUAAGUCUAUCUUUUUAUAGAAAUGCUGAGGUGAGGGGGAGGUAACUACAAAAAGACAACCAGUGCAAAUGGACUAACCCUGUAGCUGUUUACAGUUCAUUCCCUUGUUUGGGACCUGCCGCCCCCCCCCAAGUUUUGCUUUUUUUCUUCACUGGUUUCC